This is a messenger RNA of Emiliania huxleyi CCMP1516, 371 nucleotides long. RefSeq lists its product as hypothetical. The transcript has a single exon. The annotation marks the transcript as partial. NCBI's taxonomy places the organism in Eukaryota, Haptophyta, Isochrysidales, Noelaerhabdaceae. Gene Ontology annotation, molecular function: protein-lysine N-methyltransferase activity. The record is from RefSeq and is a predicted model, not a curated record.
AUGUCGAGCGGCUCGUGCACGGCGCAGACCGCCGCCGCCUGGCUUUCAGCACACCUCGAGGACCACGUUGAGGCCGCAGCCGACCUCAAUCAGUACUGGUACAGCGCCUCGACCAUCGCAACGCUUUGUGACCUCGUCCGUGAGCAGUGCUUCCGGUCCGACCAUUCGUGUGCGUUGGAUUGUGCCUUCCUCUCCACACCGUCACUAUUCUUUGCGCUGACGCCGGCAGAGCGCGCCCGCUCGCGCGUGCUUGACUUUGACGAGGCCCUCGGUGUCGGCGAGCCGGGCUUCGUGCGGUACGACUUUCACGAGCCGACAGCACUUCCUCCGGCGCUUGCAGGAGCGUUCCGCUGCGUCGUCAUCGAUCCUCC